Messenger RNA from Danio rerio (zebrafish), 3971 nucleotides. NCBI's taxonomy places the organism in Eukaryota, Metazoa, Chordata, Actinopteri, Cypriniformes, Danionidae. The record is from RefSeq and is a predicted model, not a curated record.
UACAAGGUCACGUGACCCACAGGAGCGCGCAACCGGCGUGCUGGCAGUGCACGCGCCCGGUAAUAGUAAACGACCCUCCCGCGCGAGCGAGCCAUCAUCACUGGCGCGAGGCUCACACGGGCGACACUCUCUUUUACAAAAGGGCGAAUUUGUUUAUUAUUCCCCGGCUGUGAAUAUCAACUUCUCGGGCUUCGUUUGUUGAAGAAACGACAGUUGAGCUGAAUAUACCGUUGGUGUUUUCGGGUGAUGAAUUGAGAAGAAAAGCUGAACUCUUUUUGACCAGUUACCCUGCCCAGUGCGGUACAUGUAUGCAGCUGAGAAAGAGCAACUAUUCCAGGACGAUGUUAUGGAUAAAUGCACGCGACUUAACGCCAAGCUGUGGAUAUGUCAGUGGAUAGUUUGAAUGGACGUUGUCAGACAUACAGCUAAUGCUUUUAUAUCGUAUUCGCAUACAAUUGUUUUCAUCCUAAAUGCGAUUUUAAUUGCUUAUGACAGCAUGCAUCAGGUAUUACAGUGAUGCAACAGCAUUUAUUACAUGUUAACAAGUUGUUCGAGCGCUGUUGGAUCUUAAACUGUUGCAUUGAGGGCUGACAGAAGAAUAGGAUCCCUUUGUCGGCGAUCGUUGGGAAUCUAGGAAGAGGAGGAACGACAAUUUGGGUGUCCUGAAACAAACGACAAUCCAGAUAUACAACCAUGGCAAAUGACUCAAUCCAAAGUGAUCCCGGUGGGUUGUCUGGAUUAGAGCGGCUUGGCUUGGACCACAGCUCUGAUUACUCUGACUCGAGCGUACAACAGCGACUGGAUAAAGAGCGCGAGCGAAUCCGUCGGGAAAUCCGCAAGGAGCUGAAGAUUAAAGAGGGGGCAGAGAAUCUCCGCAGAGCCACUACAGAUAAACGAAAUGCUCAGCAGGUGGACAGCCAGUUGCGCUGCUCAAAUCGGCGUCUGGACUCACUCCAUGCUGAAUUACAAGAACUGGACGCUCAUAUUGUGGUCAAAGGGACCGAUGAUACACACGAUGACGCUCCUCAGUCUCCGGGAGCGGAGAGCAGGUCAUCGGCACACAAGGAGAGAAUUGCUGCUUUGGAAAGGCAGUUAAACAUCGAGCUCAAAGUCAAACAGGGGGCAGAAAACAUGAUCCCCAUUUAUACCAACGGUUCCACCAAGGACAAGAAGAUGUUGCAAACAGCUCAGCAGAUGCUACAGGACAGCAAGACAAAGAUUGACAUCAUCCGCAUGCAGAUCCGGAAAGCAGUGCAGGCCUACGAACACAACGAUGAUACACAGGGAAAGCCUGAUCCAUGUGGUAUGGAGCUACGCAUUGAAGAGCUCAGACACCAUUACCGAGUAGAGCACGCCGUCGCUGAGGGAGCCAAAAACGUCCUUAGACUUCUUGGAGCCAGUAAAGUACAAGACAAGAAGGCCAUGUCAGAGGCUCAGUGUCGUCUGAGUGAAUCGUCGCAAAGGUUGGACCUGCUGCGAGAUUCUUUAGAUCGACGGUUAGCAGAGCUUCCUGAGGAUCAUCCCAAAGCUUCUGUUAUCAAAGAGGAGCUGGUUUUAGCAUCCUCACCAGCCUUCAGCUCUCAACACAGCGCCCCCUACCUGCACAACCAGUACAGCACUCUCUCCAAACCCUCACCCCUCACUGGUCGGCUCCAGGUGACAUUAUUGGGCUGUAUGGGUCUUCUGGAGGUGGUUCCCGGACGCUCUCGUGGUAGCCAGGUGGUUUUACCGUGUUACAGUCCAGGAGAGGGACGAUCAUUCAUGCGCAGUGGAAAAGGCCUGUAUAGUCGCAGUGGCAGCGUUAGUGGAAAAACACCCCUCAAAACCGACGAACUCUCCUCGGAUGUGAGCGCAGUAUUGAAGCUGGACAACACUGUGGUGUGUCAGACGGCAUGGAAGAUGGUUGGAGAACAGGGCUGGGAUCAGACCUUCAUCAUCGAGCUGGAGAGAUCCAGAGAGAUGGAGAUUGCCGUGUACUGGAGAGACUACCGCUCUCUGUGUGCGCUGAAAUUUCUCAAGCUGGAGGAUUUCUUGGACAACCAGAAACACAAAGUACAACUAGAGCUAGAACCACAGGGACUGCUGCUGGCAGAGGUUACUUUCUUUAACCCUGUGAUUGAGAGGGUUCCACGGCUAAAACGGCAGAAGAAUGUUUUCUCCAAGCAGCAGGGUAAAGCAUUUUUGCGAGCUCGACAGAUGAACGUUGAUAUUGGCACAUUCGUGAGGUUACUGAGGAACGCCAUACCAACCGUCAACAACACAGGAACCUACAGCCCUAACGCGCACACUCUACAGACUGGGGAGAUAUCAGUGGAGAAGUUGAGUUUAGAUUUUGAUUCACCAAUGAAGGUGGACAUCCGGCGGGAGGUGACAGAUAUAAGCACUCCGGAGAGGCAGCCGUCCACCGAGCCUCUCUCUGCUCCAGACGUCACCACGCCUAUCAGAACACACUCAUUGAGCAGUAAACAGAAGAAGACUUCUCUGAGCCUGCAGGAUUUCCGACUAAUUGCAGUUCUUGGCAGAGGCCAUUUUGGAAAGGUGCUGCUGGCGGAAUAUAAGAAGUCAGGGAGUAUGUAUGCCAUUAAAGCUCUAAAGAAAGGAGACAUUGUAGCCAGAGAUGAAGUAGAAAGUUUGAUGUGUGAGAAGCGUAUUUUCGAGGCAGUGAACGGUGCACAACACCCCUUCCUUGUCAACCUGUUUGCGUGUUUCCAGACUCCAGAACAUGUGUGUUUUGUGAUGGAGUACACAGCAGGCGGUGACCUCAUGAUGCACAUACAUGCAGACGUCUUCACCGAGCCACGGGCUGUGUUUUAUUCUGCUUGUGUAGUUUUAGGGCUUCAGUUUUUACAUGACAACAAGAUUGUGUACCGAGAUCUUAAAUUAGACAACUUGCUGCUUGACACAGAGGGUUAUGUGAAGAUUGCCGACUUUGGAUUGUGUAAAGAAGGUAUGGGUUUUGGGGACCGGACCAGUACGUUCUGCGGGACUCCAGAGUUUCUGGCUCCAGAGGUUUUGACAGACACAUCGUACACCCGUGCUGUGGACUGGUGGGGUCUCGGAGUGCUUAUAUAUGAAAUGUUGGUGGGAGAGUCCCCAUUCCCAGGUGAUGACGAAGAGGAAGUUUUUGACAGCAUAGUGAAUGAUGAAGUUCGAUACCCCAGGUUCCUGUCCGCAGAGGCCAUUGGCAUCAUGAGGAGGUUACUAAGGAGAAAUCCAGAAAGACGACUGGGCUCCAGUGAGAAAGAUGCAGAAGAUGUAAAGAAACAGCCUUUCUUCAGGAAUAUGGACUGGGAGGCUCUUCUCCUCCGCAAACUCCCUCCUCCUUUUAUUCCAUCCAUCGGAGGAAAAGAAGACGUCAGCAACUUUGAUGAGGAGUUCACGACAGAAGCGCCGACUCUCACUCCUCCCCGCGAGCCUCGAGUGCUUUCGCGCAAAGAUCAGGACAGUUUCCGGGACUUCGACUAUGUGUCUGACCUCUGCUGAGAGCGGCUUCACUGUGAUCGUGCUUAUAGAGACAUUUCUCCUCCGUGACCAGGAGGACAAGAGUGGCCAAUUUGAGUGUGUGAAUUGUGAAUGUGCUGGACCUGAGAAACACUGUGAUGGAGGAAAAGGUCUGGAAUACAGUUAGAAAUGGAUCAAAGAUGGAAAUAGUUAGUUGGUGGCAGAUUUAAAGGUGCACUUGAUAAAUCACACUGACGGCUAGUGGUAUGGUUGAAUCACACUGAAGAAUUCAAUUAGCCGACUGUAUUGACCUUAUUCUUCAGUGCGAUUGUUUUAGAACAGGGUUUUUGCCCAAACUAGGUCCUGGACGUCCGGUGUAUUACAGGCAUCAACUUGCCUCAGCCCACCUGCACGGAUGUUUCUAGAAAGCCUAGUAAAGCUUGAUUAGAUAACACAGGUGUGUCUGAUUGGAGCUGGAAUUAAACCUUGAAGGACACUGGCCCUCCAGGACUCUGGUUGCGUCCGAAAUU